This is a messenger RNA of Bolinopsis microptera, 600 nucleotides long. RefSeq lists its product as uncharacterized. The transcript has 2 exons. Bases 66 to 497 code for a protein of 143 amino acids. Lineage: Eukaryota; Metazoa; Ctenophora; Tentaculata; Lobata; Bolinopsidae. The record is from RefSeq and is a predicted model, not a curated record.
UCAGCAGACAUCUGUAAAAUAACUACCCUGCUUAGCUCUAGAAAACAUGACGUAACCAAGACAAUAUGAAGACAAACAACAAGACACAACGAGGGGGAAACCCCCAUCACAACCCCUCAAAAAGAAGACUAGGAAAGCUAAAAGGAGACCAGGCCCAGAUCCACAUACCAAUAGGGAAACACAAGUGGAAAGCUCUGAGGGAGCUGAAAAAAGCCCGGAUAGAGGCGGGGCUCUAUCAAGAUGUGAGAGAGACUGAUGGGGAUAAGAAGAAGACUGACCUGUUGAAAGUUGCUCAGAAACAAUCUGCUAAGGUAAAAGAGGAAAGGGCUCAAAACAUAGCUGAAAAAGGUGACGAAGAAAAAAAGGAAGAGAUGACAAAACGGCAAGGCCAAAGAGCUAUUUACAAGAAGAAAAUGACAGCCAAAACAAAACAUGGACAACCAGUUAUGAGACAUCAGAUAGGAUAUCUUCUCCAUAAGAUCAAACACAGUAAAUGAACUUUUCUUCGCCAGAGAAAUGUCUAUCUGAUUGCCUAUCGUUUUACCUAGGUUUAUUUAUUGUUAUAUUGUGAUGUUGAAAGCCACUUUUAACCCUUGAUUA